AUGAGUGACUGUUCAAAUUCAGACGAAUCAGCUAGCCCGUCCCCACCUAAAAAAAAGAAUAAGACCCAAAAGUACACCAAGAAAAAUCUUUACUACGAUAAUGAUGAAGAUGAGGAUGAUGAUGAAGAAGAAGACGAGGAAGAGGAUGAUGUCGAUGAAGAUGAAGAACCUGCCUUGACGUCGAAGAAAAAGAGAAGGAUGAAUUUUGCAAUUAAGGAUAUGUUUCAUGAUGAAGCUUCGGUAGACGAAGAUGAUGAAGAAGAAGAUGAAGAUUAUGACGACGAUGGAGAACUGAUUGGCCCGGAAGAUGAAGAGGCCCUGGACGCUGUACCUGCAGCUCGAGAAUUAGAUUCCCGCCGGAGAAUACGUGAGAUCAUGGACCAAGAUGAAGAGGAAAUAGAAAGAUAUUAUCAAGAGCGUUAUGAGAACCAAAAUUAUGUCGAUCGUUUUGGCGAUGGUGAGGCUAUGGCUGAUAGUAUUGUUCAAAAGGAACGUCUUCCAGGUAUCAAAGAUCCUAACCUCUGGGCACUUCGAUGUAAAAUGGGUGAAGAAAAGGCUACUGUACUUGCACUGAUGCGUAAAUUUAUAGCCUAUCAAUUUUCUGACACUCCACUACAAAUUAAGUCGGCCUUUGCGAAGGAAGGUUUGAAGGGUUAUAUUUAUGUCGAGGCUUUCAAGCAAACUCAUGUUAAACAAGCCAUAGACGGUAUAACAGCUUUACGACUUUCUAUGUACAAGCAACAACUUGUUCCAAUUGAAGAAAUGACAGAAGUUGUACGUGUGGUGAAAGAAACUGGUCAACUUAAACCUGACCAGUGGGUUCGGAUUAAAUCUGGACUCUAUCGUGAUGAUUUAGCAUUGGUUGAAUAUGUAGAAGAUGCACAAAAUUUAGUUGGUCUUAAGUUAGUUCCACGAAUUGAUUAUGAAAGAAAACGUAAUCGUGGCACAGAAACAGAAGAUGAUAACAAUAAGUUUAAACGUUUCAAGCGCCCAGCACCAGCACUAUUCAAUGCAUCAAAAUUAUCUGAUCGUGUACAACGUGAUGGAUCAUCAUUGGUUUUUGAGGGGAAUCGAUACGAUGCUGAUGGAUUCUUGCAUAAACAAUUUCGUAUUAAUGCUGUUUUUACUGAAGGCAUUCGACCUACACUAGCUGAACUUGAAAGAUUUCAUCAUACUCCUGAUAGUCUACAAAUAGCUGCUGCCGCUGCUAAUGCUGCAGCUAAUUUAACUUCAGCUGCUAAUGUUGAGAUUGCUUCAAACCAUUGUUUCACUCCUGGAGAUGUUGUCGAAGUAUGUGAAGGUGAUCUUAAGAAUCUUCGUGGUAAAGUUGUCUCCAUUGAAGGCAAUAACAGGAUUAUUGUUCAGCCGAAUCAUUCUGACUUACGAGAACCCAUACCAUUUACACCAGUGGAAUUAAGAAAGUUCUUCAAUCAAGGUGAUCAUGUCAAGGUCCUCAGUGGUCGACAUGUUAAUGAAACUGGUUUAGUCAUACGUUUUGAUCCCAGUCUAGCUGUUGUUUUAUCCGAUCAUAGUAUGAAUGAAAUGAAAGUUGCACCGAAGGAUUUACGUUUAUGGCAAGAUCGUGCUACAACUGUUGAAUCAUCUGGGCAUGUACAAUUGAUGGAUUUAGUGCAAGUUGACCCGCAAACUGUCGGUGUUGUUGUUCAUGUUGAACGUGAUCAAGUCUCUGUACUAACAUGUUUUGGUAAAGUCGUUAAUCUAAAAUCGAAUACAGCAUUGCGUCGAUUAAAUACUGUUCGUCGGCCACCACAAGCAUUAGAUCAUAAUGGAAAUUCUAUACAAUUAAAGCAAACUGUUCGUUUAUUAGAAAAACCACAUUGUGGAUUAAUUGGUGAAGUGAAACACUUGUAUCGUUCAUGGGCAUUCAUAUAUUGUCGUACACACUUAGAGAAUGCUGGACUUGUUGUAGCUAAAACUCGUCAACUCUCUGCAUUAACCACUUCACAAGGAGGUAAUGAACAAAGCAAUACAGAAAAUGGUAUUUCAAUGAAAACAAUUACACCUAUCAAUGGUGCAAGAAACUUUGGCGGUAAUAAUGAAGGUGGACGUGGAAAAGGUAGUCGUAACGAACGUCAACUAGUUGGCAGGACAGCUUUGAUUGUUAAGGGUACAUUAAAAGGUUUAUUGGGUAUUAUAUGUGAUGCAACACCCACGCAUGUAGUACUGGAAUUACAUAGUCAAUUUAAAAAAGUACCUGUUGCACGUGAAAAUAUGGCUUUGUUAGACAGUGGUGGUCGUAUCAUGGAUACACAAUAUGGUGCUACUACACCUCGUAUUACACCAAUGCGUGAAAUGCGAACACCACAGUUGGCCUAUGGUGCUCAAACACCACAUGCAGCAAGUACAACUCCUCGUGGUGACAGUACCCCCUUACCGAGUGCAUUUAAUGCUGGCAUGGCUACACCAAAAACUAGUAAUCUUGAUGAACCCAUGACUCCAAGUUCUAGCUUUCUGUGGACUUCAAGUGAUCUUCAUCGUAUGUCAAGUUCAAGUACCCAUUCAUUGUCCGAUACUGAAUAG
Schistosoma spindalis is the source of this 2541-nucleotide messenger RNA. NCBI's taxonomy places the organism in Eukaryota, Metazoa, Platyhelminthes, Trematoda, Strigeidida, Schistosomatidae. The record is from the annotation of a GenBank genome assembly.